This is a messenger RNA of Hyphopichia burtonii NRRL Y-1933, 1070 nucleotides long. It is a transcript of the gene ECM4, whose product is annotated as omega-class glutathione transferase. The record is from RefSeq and is a predicted model, not a curated record. Gene Ontology annotation, molecular function: glutathione transferase activity. Bases 1 to 1005 code for a protein of 334 amino acids. Gene Ontology annotation, cellular component: cytoplasm. Lineage: Eukaryota; Fungi; Ascomycota; Pichiomycetes; Serinales; Debaryomycetaceae. The transcript has 2 exons.
AUGUCUAAAGAAUCUGUUCAAAACAAUAUUUUAACUUUUGCUGACAAAUCUGGUGCAUUCAAGAGACAAGUUUCUUCAUUCAGAGACUUUGUUAGUCGUGAAGCUAAUGCCAAAUUUAAGCCAGAAGCAGGCCGCUAUCACUUGUACGUUUCCUUGGCAUGUCCAUGGGCACAUCGUACUUUAAUUACCAGAGCAUUGAAAGGAUUAACCUCGAUAAUUGGGUUAUCGAUUGUUCAUUGGCAUAUGGAUGAUAAAGGAUGGAGAUUUAUUAAUGAAGAAGAACAAAAGGCCAAAACCAAUUCAAGUGAUGUAUCCAAUGGUACUGCAGAUCACUUGUAUAAUUUUCUGAGAAUUCGUGAAUUGUAUUUCAAAGCUGAUCCGGAAUACUCUGGUAGAUUUACCGUGCCGGUAUUAUGGGAUAAAAAACUCGAAACUAUUGUAAGUAACGAAUCGAGUGAAAUUAUUAGGAUGUUGAAUACCGAAUUCAAUGACCUCAUUUCAAGUGACUUUGCUGAAAUUGAUUUAUAUCCGGCUGACUUACAAGCAUCAAUUGAUGAAAUCAAUUCUUGGAUUUAUGAUAAUAUUAAUAAUGGGGUUUAUAAAAGUGGGUUUUCUACCAAACAAGAAAUCUACGAAGAAGAGGUUCAAAAUGUCUUUAAGCAUUUAGAUAAAGUUGAAGAAUUACUUGCUGCAAAUCAUAAAUCUUCAAAUCAACAUAAUUUCUUAUUGGGGAAUCAAUUAACUGAAGCUGACAUUAGAUUAUUCACCACCAUCAUUAGAUUUGAUCCGGUUUACCAUCAACAUUUCAAAUGUAACAUUAAGAUGAUUAGACACGAUUAUCCUUACAUUCACAAUUGGGUGCGUUUAUUAUACUGGAAAAUCCCUGGUUUCAACGAAACCACUGAUUUCGAACAUAUCAAGAAACACUAUACUAAAUCUCACAUCAAAAUCAAUCCAAACCAAAUCACCGCUUUGGGUCCGGUUCCACAUAUCUUACCUUUAUAAUCUCGGUUUACUUUGUGUUUUUUUUUUCCUUUAAUCAUUUAUCUAUUCACUAAAUUUGCCUUCUC